GUAUUAUGUAGAUGGGAUGACUGUGCUGUGAGUUAUGGGGUGUGACAGGUUAAUCCGCCUGCACCCCUCGUCUCCAGCCUCCAGCCCUGCACUUCUCAAUCUCCCUCGGCUGAGUUUCCAUUCAGCCACUGGAGGAUCUCAGCAUCAUGGCUGCUACCGGAACUUUUCGUAUGGUCUCAGAGGAGGAGCAGGCGUUACGCACUAAACUCGAACAUCUGAGCAUUAAGGACCACGGGCCGGUUUACGGACCCUGUAAAAAACUGCCGGAUCACACUAAACAGAAGGCUAAAGAUGAACUGAAUGAAACCGAGGAGAAGAAAGUGUCUUCUAUAAAGGAAUUGAGGGCCAUGAUAAAAGAAAAGGGAAGCGAAGGGGGCGAUCUGGCCAAAGCUGUGCAAGAAAAAUUCGAGAAUGAACCAGAUUCCCUUCUUCUGAGAUUCAUACGUGCCAGAAAGUUUGAUGUGACAAGAGCACACGAGCUUAUGAAAGGUUAUGUGCGGUUUAGGCGAGACUAUCCGGAGCUGUUUGAGAACUUAACCCCGGAGGCUGUGCGCAGCACCAUUGAAGCCGGUUACCCUCGAAUCCUCUCCACCAGAGACAAGUACGGCCGAGUGGUGCUGCUCUUCAACAUCGACAACUGGGAUCUGGAGGAGGUCACUUUUGAUGAAACUCUGCGUGCCUACUGUGUAAUCCUUGAGAAACUUCUAGAAAACGAAGAGACCCAAAUCAAUGGCUUUGCCCUCAUUGAGAACUUCAAGGGCUUCACGAUGCAGCACGCAUCCGGCAUCAAACACACCGAGCUGAAGAAGAUGGUGGACAUGCUGCAGGACUCUUUCCCGGCCCGAUUCAAGGCGGUGCACGUGAUCCACCAGCCCUGGUACUUCACAACCACCUAUAACGUGGUGAAGCCCUUCAUGAAGAGCAAACUGCUGGAGAGGGUUUUUGUUCAUGGGGACGAGCUGGAUGGCUACUUCAGGGACUUUGGUAUUGAAAUACUUCCUCCGGAUUUUGAUGGGACGGGUCCCAACUGUGACGGCAAAGAGACGGCGAUCAAGCUUUUUGGAUCUGAAGAUACAGCCCUUUAAAAGACCCAAUCCAACAGCAUAACAUUGUGACUGUUUGUUUGUUUAAAAUAUGGUUAAUAUGUUUUAUAGAAACUUUGAAGGAAAUUAUUAGAGUACUUUUAACCACUGUAUUGCACUAAAAGUAGAAGAAGGUAACGGUUCCUGUUAACACAUGUACUGUUGCGAUGAUCUCACUGGCCAAUACAUGAAAUACCUAGACUUAUCUGACAUUUGUUUUAAACAGAAAAACCUGAAGUGUCUUUUCUUCUUUGCCUUUUAAACGUUGGCCUGACAUUUCAAAAGAAAGUUUUGUACUAGUUUUUGUACUAGAAAAUAAGUGUAAUAAUUAGAAUUAAAUGCAUAAACUUGAUUACAAGCCUUGACCAAGAAAUAAUACGGUACUUUGUUGUUUUAGACCGAAUGGCUUGUACUGUAGAUCUAAUGUUGUGGUUAUUGGUGUUAACUCAUGUUGGUUCUUCUAGACCCAGAGCUUUAGUGUCAAGUCUAAUUGACAUUUCAAUAAAGUGGGCAAAAUGUUGA
Molecule: messenger RNA, 1604 nt
Organism: Cyprinus carpio (common carp)
Lineage: Eukaryota; Metazoa; Chordata; Actinopteri; Cypriniformes; Cyprinidae
Product: retinaldehyde-binding protein 1-like
Cellular component (GO): membrane
Molecular function (GO): phosphatidylinositol bisphosphate binding
Source: RefSeq, a predicted model, not a curated record